AUGCUCAAAAGGACUGAGACCGGGACAUGGCUCCCUGCGUUCGUUCCCGAUUCUUCUAUCGUGGUUGUAGUCCUCCUUAUGGCCUGUUCGAUGGCCGUUUCUACUUCCCAUGGAGCCUGCCGCUCCAUGAUGAACGGCCUUAACAUCCUCACCGAGUACACCGACUACUUCCACCUUGACGAAUCGACCUUGGGCGUGAGCACAGCCGCCAUCUUUGUCGGCGGCUGCUUGGCUCCGCUCUGCGCCGGCUAUCUCUGCGACCGGAUGGGACGACGGCCCGGCAUAUUCUGGGGCUGCGUCAUCGCCCUCGCGGGCAUGGCACUCCAGAGCGCUGCUCAGAACCUUGCCAUGUUCAUCGUCGCUCGAGUCAUGAUCGGCCUCGGCGGCUCGACUGCAAAUAUCGCGAGCGGCACGUACCUCUCCGAGACGUUUCCCAGCGCCUGGAGGUCAUGGGGUGUCAGCAUGCUCAACAACUUUUUCUAUGUCGGUGCCCUCAUCAUGGCUCUUGUAACUCUCGCGACGAGCUCUUGGCCAUCAGCCUGGGCUUGGAGAGUUCCAUCAAUCACCCAGGGUCUCUUUCCCGUCCUCUGUAUCAUGCUUCUGCCAUUUGUCCCCGAAUCUCCCCGGUGGCUGGUGUAUCAGGAUCACCAUGAGGCUGCACGUUGCUCGGUUGCUCUCGUUGCAGCUGACGGUGAUGUCGACAGUUCAGUAACCACUGCGAUUUACGAGGCAAUAGUCGAGGGGUCCGGAUGGGAAUACUCACAGAAGCUGGACGUCUCCCUUUGGGGUGUAAUUAAGAAUCCCGUGACGAGGAGGCGACUUCUCAUCGGCGGUGCAUCUAUUGGUGUCUUCUCUUCGAUCUCUGGUAAUAUCAUCGCAACCUACUACAUCGGGGCCGAGCUCAAGACCGCAGGCAUAACAGACAUCACAUCACAACUCAAAGCGAAUAUUGCUCUCAAUGCAUUUUGUUUGCCUUGCGCUCUGGUCGGCACCGCAGUAUUAUCCCGGUGGGGCCGCAAGUCGACUGCCGCUUUGACAGAGAUCUUUCUCGUCCUCUGUCUCGUGAUUAUCGGAGUGUUGUCCAAAGUGUAUACUGAUGACCCGAGUAAUGUUUCGACGGCCUUGAUCUACGCCAAUGUAGCCAUCAUGUUUCUCUUCCAAGGCGUCUACUCGGUCGCGUGGACGCCUUUGAUGACUCUCUAUCCGCCAGAGAUUGCCAACUAUUCGAUACGCGCACAUACUGUUGGGUUGGCUCAAUUCACACAGAACCUCCUCUGCAUCAUCUUUGUGCUUAUUCUGCCUAUCGCAUUCAAGAACAUUGGAUGGAAAGUGUAUGUGAUCAACGCAUCGUGGGACGUUGUGAUUGUUGUUUUGAUUUGGCUCUUCUGGGUUGAAACCAAAGGCAAGACUUUGGAAGAAAUCAAUAUUUUAUUCGAGAACAAGACGAGUCGGAACGAUACACACAUCGAAGAUAAUAUGAGGGUUGGCAUCUACCAAUGCAACAACGAUACCGGUGAAGCGAAAUCGCAAUCCUAA
Thyridium curvatum is the source of this 1536-nucleotide messenger RNA. RefSeq lists its product as uncharacterized. The coding region runs from base 1 to 1536 and encodes 511 amino acids. The transcript is spliced from 7 exons. Gene Ontology annotation, molecular function: carbohydrate:proton symporter activity. NCBI's taxonomy places the organism in Eukaryota, Fungi, Ascomycota, Sordariomycetes, Thyridiales, Thyridiaceae. Gene Ontology annotation, biological process: carbohydrate transport; transmembrane transport. Gene Ontology annotation, cellular component: membrane. The record is from RefSeq and is a predicted model, not a curated record.